Messenger RNA from Phalacrocorax carbo (great cormorant), 4504 nucleotides. The record is from RefSeq and is a predicted model, not a curated record. Lineage: Eukaryota; Metazoa; Chordata; Aves; Suliformes; Phalacrocoracidae.
GAAGCCGGGUCCCGGGGUGCGUUGUGUCCGGCCCGUUUCCACUGGAGGCUGCCGAGAGCUUUGAGGGGCGGCUUGGGGGUCUCGUGACUUACAAGUCUGAUGAGAAGCACCUGAGGGAGCUGGCGUUGUUUAGCCUGGAGGAGGCUGAGGGGAGACCUUAUGGCUCUCUACAACUACCUGAAAGGAGGUUGUAGUGAGGUGGGGGUUGGUCUCUUCUCCUAAGACACUAGUGAUAGGACAGGAGGAAAUGGCGUCAAGCUGCGUCAGGGGAGGUUUAUAUUGGAAAUUAGGAAAAAUGUCUUUCCUGAGAGAGUGGUCAGGCAUUAGAACAAGCUGCCCAGGGAGAUGGUGGAGUCACCAUCCCUGGAAGUGUUCAAAAAAUGUGUAAACAUGGCACUUGGGGACAUGGUUUAGGAGGCCUGGGGGUGUUGGGUUGGCAGUUGGACCUGAUGAUCCUAGAGGUCUUUUCCAACCUUAAUGAUUCUAUGAGGUGAGGAAGGGAGGGCAGGGUGAGGUGGCAGCACUCUCCCCAGUGUGGGAGCUGGGGCAAUCCCGCCAGGGCCCCAGAGAGACUCAGUCAAGGAAAUUAAUUGCAGGUGGAAUUGGAAGCAGGAAUGCUGUGCUGGAGCCAGUACUUGUUUCUUACUUGAGAUCAUGAUUUCUGGGGCGUUUUUGCCAUGCCAGCUGACAAGAAUGCAGCCAGUGUUUGCCCUGCCCUCCCCAGGGCACCUCAGGUGCCAUCUCACAUGUAUUUGAACACAUAAGCAGUAGUUACUAACCAGAACUGACUCUCUCCUUUCUUCCUGCCUGUAAAGUAUAUACAGCUUCAGUCCCCCAAAGCUAUUAACUUUCCUCUGUCCCUUCAGGAUGUUGCUACACUUUAUAAUAGCUCUUGAGAAACAGGUAGGUUUCUUUUAUAAAAUGUUACAGAACCCUUGUGGAACCCUGUGCUAAGCCCAGGAGAAAAUUUGAAAGAUCAAAAAAAAGUAAGGAAAUAGAAGAUCCACCCCCACCCCCCUCCAAAUACUCCUGCUAGCUGAUCAAAGAGGUGUGAGUCAAGUGGAACACGAGCACAUGCCAUGAUGAGUGGCUUGCUGUCACCUGGAGUGGGUGGCGGGCCAUCAAGACCCUCUUGUUCCACCCCUGGCUCUGUGUUGGCCCAGUUAUUUUAGCUGAGCUCAGUUUGGGUGAUUGACCAGACGGGGCGUUUUCCUGUCUUUGUUUCCCCCCCUUUUUGGGGUCCCCAGUAAAUACCCAGCUUGCCAUACUUCAGAUUACAUCCCUUCUUUGACGUUUGCUUCAUCAACAAAACUUCCAGCGUCAGCUCAAACGCAGAUCCUUUAACCUCCCUCAGCAGUUCCUUCCCAAGCAUACUUUGCUCUUACAAAGCUUUUGCCAGCUGAAACUGUUUUCCUUCUCUUGCUCAAGAAGGAAAAACAAACCGAGGCAUAUGCAAACAAAAGCUGUUCUGCUAACCAAGCCUGAACCUCUGCUGGAGUUGAGCAACCUCCCUCGUAGGAGAAGUGUUGCCUCCUGGUGACACUGUAUGACCGUCUGUCACCUGACUCAUCGACAGGCUGGAGCCCUGGCAAAAGGUGCUGAAGAAAACACAUACGCUUGGGGCUUAAUUGUCUUUUAUGACACUUUUAGAAUUAGAUCAUUAUCUUUUAAAAUAUUUCCUUUCUAUUUCCUCAGAGCUUGCUAAGGAUGAAAGCAGUCCUGCCUAACAAGUACAGGGUCCAUUGUUUUCCAGCUGCAGAUAGGAGAUCUUCAUCCGCAGCACAGACUGUGAUCGGACGCUGAUGAGUGCAGAGGCCAACCUGGCAGGCCUGUAUCCCCCAGAGGGACAGCAGAUGUUCAACCCUAACAUCUCCUGGCAGCCUAUCCCUGUACACACAGUGCCCGAGUCUGAGGAGAAGCUACUGAAGUUUCCUUUGACCCCCUGUCCACGGUAUGAACAGCUACAGAAUGAAACACGGCACUCAGCAGAAUACAUAAAUAAGACCAAAGCUAAUUGGCAAUUCCUGCAGAUGGUGGCAAAUGAGACUGGAAUCUGGAACAUCUCUCUCGAGUGUGUUUGGAGUGUGUAUGACACACUGUUCUGUGAACAAGCACACAAAAUGAAUUUGCCAGUAUGGGUGACACCAGAUGUCAUGACUCAGCUGAAGCAACUAAAAGACUUUGGUUUCGAAUUUCUAUUUGGGAUCCACAAUCGGGUAGAAAAAUCUCGUCUGCAAGGUGGGGUCCUGCUGGAUCACAUACGGAAAAACCUAACCAAAGCAGCAAACGUCUCUGCCCCCCAGAACCUGAAAGUACUUGCCUAUUCAGCGCACGACACCACACUUGUGGCACUGCAGAUGGCUCUAGAUGUCUACAACAAGAUUCAAGCACCAUACGCCUCAUGUCAUUUAUUUGAACUGUACCAAGAGGAUGAUGGUAACUUCUCUGUGGAGAUGUUUUUCCGGAACGACAGCAGAAAGGAACCUUUCCCACUGACAAUCCCUGGCUGUCAGCAUAAAUGCCCACUGCAAAGAUUCUUGGAACUCACGGAUCCUGUUGUUCCCCAGGACUGGGAGCGAGAAUGCCAGGUAGCAAGCAGUGUGCAUGACACAGAACUAUUUGUGGGUCUGGCUGUGUGUGGAUCCAUUCUUCUCCUCCUUAUAAUCCUCCUCUUGACGGUACUCUUUUGUAUACAGUCUCAGCCCCCCGGCUACCGGCACGUUUCCAACGAGGGAGAAGAGCAGGCCUGACAGUUGUUUCAACUCCUUCCCAGGCGGUAGGAGGGAGCAGUGUUGCUGCUAAGGGUGAUUGGGUACCUUCAGUUCUUCUGCUUUGCCCAUUGCUUCCCAGAAUGAAACUGGACUUGAUUUUUGGAUGCUUUCUAAAGGUGACGUCCCAGAGAGAGACGACUGAGCUACUCUAAUGGAAAUGACACCUUAAUUCUGAAGCCAGCCUACUGUGUGGUACCCCCAGUCCCCAUCCAGCUUCCGUAGUCUGGGAUUCCCAACAUGGCCAGUUGGAGCUGGUCAAGAGUUUUCCUCCUUUCAGUGAUUGUAAAUGUUACCACUCACCAUGACUCUGGCAGAGGGGCUUGGGCCUCCAGCAGCUGCCACAUCCAGUGCCAUUAGGAGUUGCAGCUUUCUUCAGGGUCAACCUGCUUUGAGUGCUUUUCUCUCAAGCUGUUGGGCUGAUGGUGGUUGGUGUAGAGGGCCCAGGUCACCAACAAUGCACUGCGACUCACCUAGCAUCCAUGCAGAGGGAACUGCUGCAGAUGAUGGCAGACAGUGAAAAGCAUUUCUUGAGGUUGCUGCUAAGUAGCUGCUGCUGGCAACUGGUCUUUUCUCCCACUCCUCGCAUCGUGGUUCAAGAGAGAACUGGCUUGGAAUCAGGACAAGAUCGAAAAUCCAGCAGUUUUUAAGAAUUCAGCUCAGAGUAGGUUACAUGUGAUCCAAAGAAGCUCCAAGAGCUUCAUCAGAGCAAUUAAUUCCUGUGACCGUAGCAAACCUGCACCCAAUUUCUUACACAAUGUUGGCUCUCGAGUCCCCAUAGAUCAGAAACUUUGGCCCUGUCUAAAGAGUCAGCCUUUGAAUCCAACUUCCUGACCUCUGAACUUCAAGUACCUACUACAGGGACUAUCCAGUACUGCAGGCAGCCCAGAUUUCAGCUACAAGCCCAAGGAAUGCGCUUUAGUAGCAGAAUACUGUAAUUAAAGAGAUGUAGCAGAGCUGUUUACCUAAGGCUAGAUUAAAUGCCAAGUUCUGUAGUUUUUCUUCCUAUCCUCCCUACUGGAUGGAUGACAAACAAAAAAAAAAACAUUAAGGGUGAGAGUCUGCAGGUGACUGUGGAUCCCUUUAUUUGACAUGCUCUGGCAUUUUGUCCAAAGCAUGAUUCUUUUUCCAGGCUGGCCUCUGUGCACACGCUGCAGCGGCUGCAAUGAACUUUACGCCAAGGGCUCACCACCUGCCUUGUAGCUUUUGGCAGAAAAUGAGAGACUGCAGCAGGCACCAGAAGCACAGGCUCUUCACGUGGUAAGGCCGCACAUUCACUUCCCACUUUUACUUCCCUUUCUGGUGCAGUUCCCUUCCCUUCUUGGCAGCAGAAGCCAGUUCUUAGGUUACAGACGUUUCCUUUUCUUCCCCUAUGGGGUACUGUGGGGACUUCACCCUACACCAUAAUCAGCAUCUGCCAGCAUGGGAACUCUAAAUCAGCAGAAGCAGCUUGCUGUUCUCAGCAUCUUCCUCACCUUUUUGUCCUCUGAAGAUACAAUCUAGGUCUCCUGCACAGCAAGACAGUCAUAAAGAAAAAGCUGCUGCCUGUAGGAAAAGGCACUAGAAAGAGGUAAUAGAAAGUGCAUUUCAGAGGACCAGACCUGUUAUUUUUAAAGGCAGCAAAUUUUGCACACGCAAAGAUUUCUAUCAUGAUUUAGACAUUUUGACUGUGAAUGAUUUUCUGUAAUUGUUCCAAUACAUUUCCUUUUCAUGAUUAAAAGCAAAUUCACACUGAA